AUGCACUAUCCGGGCUCUGGCUCGCCAACUUCUCCCAUUCUCAUUUCUGAUGAUGAUGAUGAGCAAAUGGUGACUGUCUCUGGCAAGCUCACAAAGGGGGAAUUUUCCGCGCACAGCCCAAAAUUCAAUGCUACUUUUCCCCAAUACUCCGGACAUGGAAGAGUCUCUAGAACCGGACAUCAGGUUGUGGAGAAACGCGACUUCACUGGGAGAAACCGACAAGUAGACGAGGAAGGUCGAUGUAGUUCUUUCUUUCUCUUUCGUUCUGUCACGUUGAAAACACGAAAGCGUAAACGCGAACAGUAUGACCUUCCACAUAAUAUCGCAGGACCUAGUCAUAUGCAUUCUCUUCCUCCUCCGCCACUUCCUGUUACAAAGAGCAAACGAGCUAGGCAGCAGGAACGAAUCACUCGUUGGCAGAGAGAUGAAGUCGCUCGCCGUCAAAUUUUUGACGACGCUGCUUUUGACGCGGAGUCUUCUUCAUUCAACUCCGACUCUUUCUCUCCGCCUCAUCCACCUGAUAUUUAUCUACCUCCUGCGUAUAUGUCAGGUCAUCCGCAUGUGAAAACCCCAUCUCUUUCAUCUUCGGAAUGGGUGAAUUCAAUGGCGAAAGCCGCAGACCCUCCGGAAACGCAGAAGCUUAUCCCCAUCCCUUGGGAUAUCUUUGUGCCUCCUACUCCCUGGACAUCCCAACCUUUGCCAGACCUAGAUCAGCCGCCAAGUUGGCCUUUGCAAUCUAUCCCGAUUCCACCCAUUAAUCUUCCAGCGAAACCUGUGCAUGCAGCCAUGCCUACAUCAUCGACCAACAUCAAUGCAUCUGCUGAAUCUCCAAAGAAAUCUCCUCCUACUAAUACCAUUGGUAUGCCUUACGCCAGAGAUCCAGACGGUAAACGAGGAGGGUUCAAGCUCUCAAGUACGACAGUGUUUGAGUCAAGGUCUCACUUAACAUUUCCGCACAAAGCAGAUCCUUCUCGUUCCCUUAUCAUGGACCAGUUACCAAAGCUUUCCCGGACACCACAGUGGUUAAAGUCCUGGGCUAUAGAUGCUUGCGGAACCGAACCGGUUUUUAUCGCUAUAGACUCUAGCUCCGCGAAAGCGCUUCUAGAGUUUUCUUCCGUCGAUCAGGCAGAACAGGCUUGGAGUAGUCCGAAGUUGGGAAAAGGCCUCAACAGCUUAGGCCCAAUUGAACUCAAAGGAAAAGCAAGAGUAGACUUGAUCAGGGUCUGGUGGUAUCGUAGCUCUUCUCCGGAGCUUGUGUUCACUCGAAAAGAGCUCGAGGAAGGCGAGAUUGAGGACGACGAAUCUAUGGUGGAUGGUAGAAAGGAAUCGAAGAAAGAGAAGCGAGCGAGAUUGGCGAAACAGGCCAAAGAUGAGAAGAAGAAGAAAGACUCAGUGGUUCAGAGCAGAGGUCUUCAAAUCAAAACACUAUCUUCCAACUCCUCGUCUAUGGAUUCACCAGUUAUCCACAUACCGGCUUCAAAUACAAGGUCUCUACCACUACCUCCUUCCCCAGCUUCAGCGCUUCCCCCAAGGCCGUUUGCAUCCACCAUAUACGUUCCUUCUGCGGCUCCUCCCGUUCCCCUACUUAUGUCCCCUCCUACUAGUUUAUCCGCGCACAAGGAAUCCACUAUAAAGCCAACUAUUCGCCUUAAAAACAUAACACCAACAGGGGAUGCAGUUAGAGGAUCCCAGCCUGCCUAUCGAUUUACAAAGCAUGCGGAUAACGCUGUCGACGUUGACAUUCCAUUUUCAGCGGUGGAUCAUACCGACGACAUUGACAUGGAAUUGUCGUCUCCUGCUGUGCAACCUUCUCCGAUCCCUCGCGAUCCACAAGUAGUAAAGCCUGAAAAUCAUCCAAACGAUCAUCAUGCUACCGUCAUGAAACCAAUCGUGAUCACAUCGAAUACAGAAGACAUCAAGACAGAAUUGGCUCGUCCGUUAGGCGCGCGUAAAAUCUCUGCUUCAAAUCUCACACAUCUCGAUUACACAUCAUCUGAAUCAUCGACUGUCCUUUCGGAUUCAAACACCAUACAGACUUCAUCAGUCAGAUCCUCCGUUGUAAAACGCUCACUCUUGGCUCGACAGAAAGAACUCGAAGAGCGAAUUGCACGUAGUAAAUUGGAAAUUGAACGCAACCAAUCAUUGGCAGGUAAAGAAAACGAUUCAACGAUGCGGUCGCCCAUUAAUCAAACCCUCACCCUAGCAUCUACCUCGGCGUCUUCGCCAUCUAUAUCGGUCAAACCUCCUCUGCCAUCUCCUAAUUCUGACGCUCUUUCUCCUCCUAAUAAGCAGGCGAUCGAGGUUCAACUUCGCCGUCUGGUUUUGGCCAGCCAGCGGAAAAAGAAAAUCAGUGAUUCUGGUUCUAUUCUUCCACUUUCACCCAGCUCUGAUACCACCAUUGACAACGACGAGCAUUUGCUCACUAAUUCAGACCUCGUUGUGGUAUCGGAAGCCGCUUCAUCUGACUCCAAUAGUGGUACACGAAUCUCUUCCACAGCCGCUGGUGCAGUGUUCGACGAUCUUGCAGUUUCAUUUAUACAAGAGAGUAUACAGACAAUCAAACCAACGCCCGUGCUUCCAGCUGUUGCAACCAAACCUCAAUCCAACAGCUCAUCUGUGGGGUUGGCGGCGCGGCGUGAACAGCUGGAAUAUCAGAUCGCGGAGACGAAGAGGCUCAUGGAAUUACUCUCCCAGACAAGAACCAAGCAAGGAAGGGACAGCAUUAUGGCUCAGAUACGCGAGCUCAGUCGGUCCCAAAAGCAGGCCUCAUUGCCUCCAACUUCUAGUUUUGGGCAUACUCCUGCUUAUCCCUCGUUUCUUGUGAAGCCAAUUGAACCCGCGAAGCCACCUUGGCCCGAAAGUAUCCCCGAUGGUGGAAUCUUCAUUAUGAGCGAUGAUGAGGAUGAGGACGAUGAUUAG
This is a messenger RNA of Lentinula edodes (shiitake mushroom), 2919 nucleotides long. RefSeq lists its product as uncharacterized. The coding region runs from base 1 to 2919 and encodes 972 amino acids. The record is from RefSeq and is a predicted model, not a curated record. The transcript has 3 exons. NCBI's taxonomy places the organism in Eukaryota, Fungi, Basidiomycota, Agaricomycetes, Agaricales, Omphalotaceae.